AUGUACCCCAACUACCAACACAACUUCCCACGAAUCACCGAUACUGUCCAGAAUCCGACAGGAUCGCAAUACCACCAAGCCUGGAAUAACCAUACGCAUAAUAAUGGGCAGUACGGUGGCCAGGACUACACGCAAUACGCAACUAACCAGUAUUGGUCUGGUUAUAUGAAUAACUUCAACCCGCCUGCAUACAAUCCUCCGCCGUCAGAAAUCCCCUUUGAGCAAAUCAAACCAGAUAAUAUCAAAGUAACUCUUCAAGAUGAAAAACUGUGGAAUUCCUUCCAUGAAUUGGAUAAUGAGAUGGUCACUCUACCCACUGGACGAGUAAUCUUUCCAUGCCUCUCCUACAUCAUCUCCGGUCUUCCACAGCCUGCAAUGUACAUUUUCGGUUUGAAGCUCCGAAGGCUGAACAAGAAUACACUGGAAUACAAAAGUGGCAAAUGGAAAGAAAUCGGGAAAAGUGUGAAGACAGAUUUGGAGAGUAAUGAGAUAUUCACAACGUCAGAAGAAGGGAAAAUUGUAUUUAAAAACGCCAAGAUUCAUACAAUCAGAAAAAAAGAUAAUGCGAAAAGAAAGGAAAAUGAAAAAUCAACAAAGAGAAAGAGAAGAGCUCAGCUCCUUGUCACUAGCCACUGUCGGUACAUCCCAGUGCUUUCAGUAUACUACGAACAAUCACAACAUUCCAAAAAACUUCUGAAGACAUUCGAGAUCGAUGAGACUCAGUUCGUUGCAUUGACAUCUUAUAAAAAUGAUGCAGUUAGGAAGAUGAAGACAAAUCUGAAUCCAUUUGCUAGACCGGAUUAUAAGAAGGAAAUUGCCAAGAAUUCGGACGAGUCAUUGGUGAAUUCUACAUUGGAUUCUGGAAUAUCGUCGAUGGAUAACACAAUUUCUUCUUCAGCUUCAAGUGAUAUGUCGCCAAAUGCUCCGAAACGGACAAAAUCUGGUGUCAAAAAGCUCAGCACCUCGACUGACGGAUCAUCCACUUCAUAUCAGUUCAAUGGAUCGAUCUGGAAUUCAUCGAUGAAUUCAGGACCGCCCUACUUGCCGGAGUCAAACGAAAACAGUUUCACGAACUCUUCAUCAUCAGCUGCAGAAAGUUCUGCAAUUAUUGGAAUCACUGAAAUUCAUCCACUACAGGAAAACUCAUGGCAAUCAACACAUCCUAAUGCCCCGGCUUCUCCAUGGACACCAAUCGUCCCAGGACAACUGAAUCAACCAUGGAUGGAUAACAGUUCAAGUCUAGAUUUUGGACAGAAUCACAACUAUCAGUUUUGA
Molecule: messenger RNA, 1275 nt
Organism: Caenorhabditis remanei
Lineage: Eukaryota; Metazoa; Nematoda; Chromadorea; Rhabditida; Rhabditidae
Exons: 4
Coding region: 1-1275 (424 amino acids)
Biological process (GO): regulation of transcription by RNA polymerase II; cell fate specification; positive regulation of DNA-templated transcription
Cellular component (GO): nucleus
Molecular function (GO): RNA polymerase II cis-regulatory region sequence-specific DNA binding; DNA-binding transcription factor activity, RNA polymerase II-specific
Source: RefSeq, a predicted model, not a curated record